UCUCACCCAUGAGCUUGAUUGGUUUCUAUUAAUGGCGUCUGCUGCUGGUCUUCAAUAAUUGUUGGUUUCCACCGGGGUCUCCAGGAUUCUAAUUCAUUGACUCGGUGACGCUCGACUCACAAGCUUCUUGCUGGAUUUUGCGAUCUCGUUUUCUGCCGCCAUUGGUGCAAUUUUUCACGGAUUUCGACUUGUCCAAUUGAAGAGCUGGUUCAUACUCACACAGUGAGUGUGUAGGUAUUUUUGGUGGUUUGGGAAAUGGUGGAACAAGGACGUUGACUGAGCUGAGUUUGCUGUUAUUGUUGUUGUUCAAUGAAGCGGAAGCCUAUUUCUCCUAAGCUAUUGAUACGGCACAAAUGGAAGACGAAGAUCUUUGCACUGCUUUUAGUAGGUUUUUGUUUCUCCACGUUUUUGUUAAUGGAGGCACAGUACAGUCGAAUUGGUGCUUCUUCGAUCUUUCCUCUGUUCGUUCAAAAACCUAAAAUCGCUUUCUUGUUCCUAGCUCGAAACCGGCUUCCGCUAGACCUAGUUUGGGAUGAAUUCUUUCAGGGAGAGAAUGACAAUCGAUUUUCAAUCUACGUUCAUUCUAGGCCUGGUUUCCUACUUAACAAAUUGACGACAAGAUCUGGUUAUUUUUUGGACCGUCAAGUUAAUAAUAGUAUACAGGUAUAUUGGGGAGAAGCAAGCAUGAUACAAGCAGAGAUUAUUUUGCUUCAACAUGCACUCAUGGAUCCUUCUAAUGAACGAUUUGCGUUCCUCUCAGACAGCUGCAUUCCCUUGUACAACUUCAGCUACACAUAUGAUUACAUAAUGUCAACAUCAACUAGCUUCGUGGACAGCUUUGCUGAUACAAAGGAAGGUCGCUACAACCCCAAAAUGGAUCCAGUUAUCCCUGUUAAUCAUUGGAGGAAAGGAUCUCAGUGGGCGAUUCUGACCAGAAAGCAUGCCGAGAUUAUUGUAAAGGAUGGCAUUGUCUUUCCUAUGUUCCAGCAGCAUUGCCAGAGGAAAUCACUACCCGAGUUUUGGCGGGAUCGUCCUGUUCCUGCUGAUAAUUCAAAGGAGCACAAUUGUAUACCUGAUGAACAUUAUGUUGCAACAUUACUUGCUCAUAAAGGCCUUGAAGGAGAAAUCACGAGGAGGACUCUAACUCACACUUCAUGGGAUAUUUCAUCCAACAAAGGUCGUGAGCGGCAAGGAUGGCAUCCCGUGACCUACAAAUUGGCUGAUGCCACUCCCAUGCUCAUUCAAUCUAUUAAGGAUAUCGACAAUAUCUACUAUGAGACAGAAUACCGAAGAGAAUGGUGCACCAGCAAGGGAAAACCAUCCCCUUGCUUCCUUUUUGCUCGGAAAUUUACUCGGCCUGCUGCUCUGCGUCUUCUUAAUUUGUCUGCACUAGGUGUUUCUAAAGAAGCUACAAGUCAUUCCUUGAUGAGGUGAAGUGUAUAGAAAUAGUAUGUUUGAUAAACAGCCUGAGCCAGGUAGGUUUUUCUUUACUAGAGUUCUUACUUACCUUUGUUGUGUGUAUUUUGUAACAAAAUGAAUAUAUGUUGUAGAAAAAGAUCAAAAAGAAGAAAAAAAAAGCAGUUUAUACAGCUUUAGCCUGACAGGUAAAGAGCUGGAGUUUAUACAGCUUUUAACCUGGCAGGUAAAGAGGUGGAUAGGAUAGAAAGAAAAGAAAAAAGAAGCCUGUAAGUGUGAGUUGGUUUGAUGUGUGGUCUGUAUAUGUACUCUCUUAUUCUCAUUUUAGUGUUUUCUUUAAA
This is a messenger RNA of Cynara cardunculus var. scolymus (artichoke), 1757 nucleotides long. RefSeq lists its product as uncharacterized. The transcript is spliced from 12 exons. NCBI's taxonomy places the organism in Eukaryota, Viridiplantae, Streptophyta, Magnoliopsida, Asterales, Asteraceae. Gene Ontology annotation, molecular function: glycosyltransferase activity. The record is from RefSeq and is a predicted model, not a curated record. The coding region runs from base 310 to 1434 and encodes 374 amino acids. Gene Ontology annotation, cellular component: membrane.